GACCAUCUGUCUACCGCAGUCACUCACUUCUCGCAUUACGAUUAACGCGCCUGUUGAUAGCACGCCCCUCUCGGCUAUUAGCAAAAUAGACAAGAUAAGCAGCCGACGUGUAUUUACCGGAGCAACAAGUUAAUCACGUUCUAUUACUCGUGGAAUGAGGGAUCUAUUCUUAAAACCCGUGUAGCCCAUUUUUACACGUUUUUUUUUCUUCUUAAAAAGCCCUGCCAGUAUCUCCUUGCUUUUCAUUUUGAUUAGGACUGUUCGCAGCUUCAGCCUGAAACAAUUUUUUUGAGAGAAACUAUGUAUGGCGCUCAUUAAUUCGUUCGCUCACUCGGUCAUAUUGCGCACAGACUGUCGCUACUUCAUCACACGCACACGAAAAUAAAAGCGCGCGAAUAAGCACACAUACAUACACACACAUACAUAAACACACACACACACAAAUCGCAUACAUACACUCAAGUGCAUGAGCACACGCGACAAAAAAAAAUAUAUAUUUACCUGGACAAAAAAGAAUCCUUGCGUACACAAAAAAAAAAUAUAUAUAUAUAUAUAAGCACAUUGUAUUUGUAUGUAUGUUUAAAUGUCUGAGCGCAUUUGUUAAAUCUUCGAUUUUCCAAAAAAAAAUUCGAUGAAUAUUAUUUAUGCAUCUGUGUUGUGUGUAACAGUCAAUGUCCACAAAAGCUAUUUUGAAAUGCGUGAAACGUCUGCACGUUUCGAAGAAUUCCUAGCUGGCCUUAAUGCACAUGUUCUCGAGGGCAUCUUCACAAACAAUAACUCCCACUUUUGAGACGAACCGACUUACCAAAGCGUGUGUGCUAUUGAGGCGUUAACACUAGAAAGCAGUGCUUCCAACAGAAGAUAAAAUCUUGCAUAGGCUUUUUUAAAGCGCUCUCUUCGUAAUAUUCACGUGUGACUGAAAGUAGUCCACGAGGUACAGUUACAGCGGUAGUUAAACGUGUGUCUUGUUUCAGAUAGAUGGCGAAAAAUCAUCGAUUCAAUAGUCAAAUUGGAAAACAUCGAAAAGAAAAUAAACCAAAUGGAUGAAAUAAACGUAAGUUUAACAAUCAAUUUGGACAACUCAUCUUUGGAAUCUAACGAUGACUCCUCAGUGCACACAGAUGAAAUUGUACACAGACCAAAAUACAAGAUUCUUGAAGAAAUUGGUCGAGGUGGUUUUGGACGAAUCUAUAAAGCUUAUAAUAGACACAAGGACGGCUUGUACGCUUUGAAACGACUCUGUUUUGAAGGAGAAUUCCAAGACAACAAAUACAUCAGUGCGGAGGUAUACUGCCUCUCGAAGUUUAAGCACCCGAAUAUAAUCAUCCUAGAAGAAUUUAUCCUUAAACCUAACCGUUUAUAUAUCAUUAUGGAGUAUGCUGAAUUUGGUAAUAUUGAACAGUAUGUAACGAGUAACCAUAAUAUUUCCUCAUCCGACAUCUUACAAUUUUUUAGCCAAUUAACAUCUGCAGUACAUUACAGUCAUUCCCAAAAUAUUGCCCACCGAGAUAUAACUCCCAGCAAUGUAUUGUUAACUUCAAAAUUCGACGCCAAGCUGGCUGAUUGGGGAUUAGCAACCCCUUGUGGUGUCGAUAGAAGCAAUCCAAUUCUAAGCGAUGACUAUUUGGGAGAUUAUCGAUAUCAAGCACCAGAAGUUAUCCGAAAUUCUCCUUUUGAUCCCUUGCCCACGGAUAUCUGGAGCCUUGGAAGUAUAUUAUAUUUUAUGUUAACUUGUAACCCACCAUUUGAAGGGAGUGAAGCAACCAUUCUUCACAACCAGACAAAUGUUGGUGUCACUCUACCAGAUUCAGUUGUCAACAGCAGCGAUAGACUAGUGAAUGUUAUUGUUAAGACAAUUAAAUUUUUGAUGGUUGCAGAUACAAACGAGAGGCCCAAUAUAGAAACAGUUAGUAAAAGAGUAUCUUCCAUUGUCUCACAGCUCGAAUCGUAAUAAAAUUACAAUUUUCUGAAGUAUUACAUUAAUUUUUGAAGUGCAUAUUUACAAUAUUAUAUCUACACUGUGUUUCGAUCAAUCUGAUCUCUGAUCGUCAUCAGGUGUUGAAUUUCUGGAUGAAGUCAAGAAAUUAUAAUCUUAUAAAGAACAAUUCCUCUCAGACAUUUAAGUGAUACUUGAUGUCGUUUGAUUUAUUCCUAUUAACAGAAUUUGGCUUUAUUUCAAACCGUAUUAACAAAUGACUAACAUUUUUUUUCAUUUCAUUAUAUUCAAUGAAAAAUUCAAAAGAAAACUGAAUUUGAAAAUAACCAGAAUAUACUUACAAAAUUGUAAAAUUCGAUUUAUCAUACAUAUACGGAUGUGGGACAGCAUAUUUUGUUGAAAUUUAUUAUUUUUGUAUGAUAAUCCCCCCUCUCUCUCACACACAAACACACACACAACACACACACACACACACACACACACACACACACACACUAACUACCUCUCUCUUGACCUUACUCAUUCGCACUUCAUAGAUCAUUCAUCUCAUCCUCCCGCAUCUCAUUCGUCCACUGUUUCUGCCAAAUAGCGCAUUGACUUUUUUUUACUUUAUUCCCUUCUGCGGCCAUUACUUGAGUGCACUCCGCCGAAGUGCCGUAGUAGAAACGUUAGCUGUUCCCAUUCCUAAUGGCAACCAAAAUCAUUGACACCCAGCAAGCUCUCUUGCAUCUUACUACUUAAACGCAACAUAAAAAAUAUAAAAACGAAAAGUUUUUUUUUUAUUAUUCCAAUCGUAAGUAAAUAUUUAAUAAAACACAC
Octopus sinensis (East Asian common octopus) is the source of this 2755-nucleotide messenger RNA. RefSeq names its product testis-specific serine/threonine-protein kinase 6-like. The transcript is spliced from 4 exons. Gene Ontology annotation, molecular function: protein kinase activity; ATP binding. Gene Ontology annotation, biological process: protein phosphorylation. Bases 1040 to 1951 code for a protein of 303 amino acids. Lineage: Eukaryota; Metazoa; Mollusca; Cephalopoda; Octopoda; Octopodidae. The record is from RefSeq and is a predicted model, not a curated record.